AUGGGUGACGCUGGUCUAUCCGAGAUACAAGUUGCAAGGAGAUUCUGCAACAGUAAACAAGAUGUCUGGUCCCUCAUCAACGAACUUGCCGCAGCGUCUCCUGUGCCUGUUGUGAACAUGAGCCAGGGAUUCUUUGGUUACAACCCACCUCAAUUCAUCAGAGAUGCCGUAAAGGUAGCCAUAGAUCAAUUCGAAUGCAACCAGUAUGCUCCCACUAAGGGACGCCUGCGACUUCGACAAGCAUUGUCAAACACUUAUACUCCAUUCUGGGGUAGAGAGCUAGAUGCUGCUUCAGAAAUAUGCAUCACCACUGGAGCUAAUGAGGGGAUGCUGAGUGUCUUCAUGGCUUUUUUGAACCCUGGUGACGAAGUCAUUCUGUUUGAGCCAUACUUUGACCAGUACUUGGAUGACAUUAAGAUGACUGGUGCUUCAUUCAAAUGUGUUCCAUUGCAUCCACCAAUCAAGGGUGAAACAGAUAUCUGCUCUUCAUCUGAAUGGACAAUCGAUUUUCAGCAGUUAGAAGAAGCAAUCCAUCCACGGACAAAGAUGCUUAUUGUUAAUAGCCCGCACAAUCCAACGGGCAAAGUGUUUUCGGAAGUAGAACUUCAACGUAUUGGAGAUCUAUGCGUCCAACACAAUAUCAUCAUAGUGAGUGAUGAGGUUUACGACCGCCUGGACUACGUUCCUUUCACGCAUAUCGCAACCAUGAGUCCCGAGAUUGAACGUUUAACCUUUACUGUCGGAUCGGUAGGAAAGGAUUUCUACUGUACCGGUUGGCGUAUUGGAUGGGUGAUUGGGCCUGCCCAUUUGAUAGACUAUGUUUCCGUCGCUCAUCUUCGCAUUUGCUACUGCACGCCAAAUCCUCUACAGGAAGCAGCUGCGGUUGCCUAUGAGCAGGCAUUAAUCAACGAGUUCUGGCUAAAAACUCGAAACGAUAUGAGAUCCAAGAUUGACCGCUUCUGUGAAGUGUUCAAAGAACUUGGUAUCCCGUAUUCUGAUCCCCAGGGGGGGUAUUUCGUGCUUGCAAACAUGGCCAAAGUGCCGAUCCCAGAAAAUUAUCCUUUCCCUGCUAAGUUACUCGGUCGCCGACGGGAUUUUUACUUGGCAUAUUUCUUGAUCAUGGAAUUUGGGGUUGCAUCCAUUCCACCGUCAGCGUUCUAUUCACCCGAGAACGAGCAUUUGGGGCAAGACUACCUGAGGUUCUCCGUCUGCAAGGAUGAUGAUGUAUUAGAAGCGGCCAAGGCAAGACUGAGAAAUCUGAGAGCUUACAUUCGGGAUUGA
Messenger RNA from Talaromyces marneffei, 1281 nucleotides. RefSeq lists its product as uncharacterized. Gene Ontology annotation, cellular component: cytoplasm; mitochondrion. The coding region runs from base 1 to 1281 and encodes 426 amino acids. NCBI's taxonomy places the organism in Eukaryota, Fungi, Ascomycota, Eurotiomycetes, Eurotiales, Trichocomaceae. The record is from RefSeq and is a predicted model, not a curated record. The transcript has 5 exons. Gene Ontology annotation, biological process: biosynthetic process. Gene Ontology annotation, molecular function: L-kynurenine:2-oxoglutarate transaminase activity; pyridoxal phosphate binding.